Molecule: messenger RNA, 669 nt
Organism: Paramecium tetraurelia
Lineage: Eukaryota; Ciliophora; Oligohymenophorea; Peniculida; Parameciidae
Exons: 3
Source: RefSeq, a predicted model, not a curated record
AUGCAUAACAGAAACAAAACGAGCAAGUCAUAGAUGCAACCCUUAAUUCAAUUGACUAUCGAUUUAGGGAAUCACAAAUGCGAUAGGAUUGCUCUGUACAGGGAUACUAAUCCAUAUUUAGAAGCUAAAUAAUUUGUCGAAAGAAAUCAUCUUGCCCAAUCUAUGGUUUAAGUAAUAUCGAAUUGCAUUAUCAAACAAAUGAAGGCCUAUGAUGAAAUUUUGAUGAUAACGUAUGACACUCAAACAGAAACUUCCUAUUUGCGCAAUUUGAAAUCAAAUCAUGAUGAAAUAUAGGCUAAACAAAAAACUCCAAGUCCAAAACGAUUUCACCCGAGUCCCAAACAAACAACUAAACAAAAUCUGUCAAGAAGUCCUUCCAAUAUUUCAUUACAUGAUGAAUUGCCCACAGAUAAAGUCGUUGUGAAGAAACUAUUCUAAAUUUUAGAUUCGGAUUAGGAUGGAUUAAUCUCAGCCAAUAAAGUGAAUUAUAAUAAAUUACCAAUCUAGUUAAAGAACAGAAUUACUGUUCAUUUAGAACAAUCCUUGAUCCCAUUAGAGUUUGAAGAAUUAUAUGAAAAAUUGAAGAAUGAUCCAUAGGAGGAAUACUUUAUCACUUUAAAAUUGAUAAGCUAAAUUUUAGACAUUCCAAAGAUUAAAGUACUAAUAUGA